Molecule: messenger RNA, 648 nt
Organism: Xenopus laevis (African clawed frog)
Lineage: Eukaryota; Metazoa; Chordata; Amphibia; Anura; Pipidae
Gene: chchd5.L
Product: coiled-coil-helix-coiled-coil-helix domain containing 5 L homeolog
Biological process (GO): cellular respiration
Cellular component (GO): mitochondrial intermembrane space
Source: RefSeq, marked provisional
AUCUGACCAAUCAGAAAGCGGGAGGCCGGCGCAGGAAGUGAGCGACCAUGUGGGUUGCAGAGGGGUGAACGGAAGUCAGAGAACAUGCAGGCAGCAUUAGAAAUAACCGCCAAGUAUUGCCGCAAUGAGAUGGAGGAGUAUGGGCAGUGUGUAACCAGCAAACCAGGGACAUGGCAACAGGACUGUCACAUGCUGAAAGUAAAGGUGGCUCAAUGCACUUCUUCCCACCCAGUUAUUAAGCGCAUCCGCUCUCAGUGUGCAGAACCCUUUGGGGCAUUUGAGCAGUGCCUGAAGGAGAACCAAACGUCUGUAGAAAACUGCACCAAGCACGUCACGGAUUUCCUCCGCUGUGCGGAGAGUGUCAAGCUUGCGGAAUAGUGACUUAGUCUCCACUAUGGAGUAAGGAUGGAGUAAGGAUUGCUGGCUGUUCUGAGCCCCUACUGGUAUUACUUGCUGUGCAAGGCUGCACUCCUGCUCCGGGUGUAACACAAUCCAUGACCUAAGAGUUUAAAGGGCUCCGAAAACUGCCACUUACUUGAACUGCAUACUUUGUAAACAUAUGUGCUUUAUGUGAUAUGUUGUCCUUUGUAAAGUUAGGGCCUUGAUGUAUUUAGAUCUUUUGACUAUUAAACACCAUAUUUAUUAACA